This is a messenger RNA of Pocillopora damicornis (cauliflower coral), 1215 nucleotides long. RefSeq lists its product as uncharacterized. The record is from RefSeq and is a predicted model, not a curated record. NCBI's taxonomy places the organism in Eukaryota, Metazoa, Cnidaria, Anthozoa, Scleractinia, Pocilloporidae.
AUUGAUCAUGGAUUUGGAAAACAUGACGGAGGGACCCUUUUUAUUGAACAUGUUCACUUUGUUUUGGAUGUAGAACCCGAAAUAUCUGUUUCAACGUACGAUAAGAUAAUGUGUGCGUUUAAAUGUCUGCAUCAAAGCUUUUGCCUUUCGUUCAACUAUGAUGCUCGCUCGCCGGGAAACAACAGCUGUGAGUUACUCAGUAAAAACAAGUACACACUUUCUGAAAGAUUUCAACCAAGUCAGUUUUUUAAUCAUUACAGCUUGAUGAGCCCAUGUGAAAACGGUCCAUGUAAAAAAGGAGCAAAGUGCAACCCACUAUACGGAUCUAACGGUUAUUAUUGCGAACGAAGUCCAGGGAGUAUUGAGCAAGGGUCCCCAUGGAUUAAACUUAACAAAAAUGUGGUCUGCUUUGGCGCCAAAAAUGACGCAUUCGGGAACUUCACUGUGACGUCUCACGGAACUAUUCUAACAAUGAGGCUGGUCUACAUUUCGGGGUUUGUGACGUGUAAUAACAGAACCGUCCCUUAUGGAAGUCAUUGGGCGUGCAAAAAGGGAUCACGUAUUGCAACAAUUGUCACCAGUGCAGCCAAGAAUGUAAUAUUCCCAGAAGAUUACAAAAACAAAUCUUACUCAUUAGUUGGUUACCAUGCCAACUCGUCAGAGCUGGUAUUUCCACCCCGGUCUAAACCCCUGAAGGUAACUAAUGGCGAGGAAUACCAAAUAUGGUAUAACGAGGAUUUCGUUAAUGGAGAAGAAUUUAACAACGGCGGACAAACCUGCGUGAAUGUUUACGCCCUGUAUGAGUCAUAACAGGCCAACUGCUUACUUCCUCUCACUGGAUUAGAAAAUAGCGGAAUUAAUAAAGUUGUCGUCUGUGUGAUGGAAGUUCUGAAUAUAACCGUUGUCGGUCGAAGCGACUGACUUCAUGGUCUGAUGAUGACUUCCAACCAGGUUUUCAAAGCGUAAAUUGUUGUCAUUUGUACUAUUAUGGUUAUGAUCGACCGUUUACUGUUACCGCUCACUUUAAAAUAAGUAAUAUUAUUUCAAAAUCAUUGAUUGUUUGAAAUUUUCGCGUUUCUAAAAUGACCCUUCCACGUUGCGCUACAUGCAGUAUUACAUUAGUGUUUUGAGGUUUUCUCGUGUAUAGAUUCACAUGGAGGUACUUUUAAUUAUUAUAUCUGUGAAACUUUUUAAUGGUAAUUUACUAUAAUUAUU